CUUAACAGCCUCAGUCCACCCCAGUAACAGCUAGCAAGUACACGUGUAGAAUAAAAACCUGAAAAAUUAUACGUUAAAAUAUUCAGUCUUCCGCCGGUUUUUGCCCCCCUCAGAGUGCUAAAAAAAAACUCGGUUUUUAUCAACUUUUUGUUGAAAUUUUUUUUUCUUAAAAUCGGUUUUUCAACCAUUGAUCCUUGACAGUCGGUUAAGAUGCGUGAAAUCGUGCACAUUCAGGCCGGACAAUGCGGUAACCAGAUCGGUGGUAAAUUCUGGGAGGUUAUCUCGGAUGAGCAUUGCAUAGAUGCCACCGGAACGUAUUACGGGGACAGUGAUCUGCAGCUGGAGCGCAUUAAUGUGUACUACAAUGAAGCCACCGGUGCCAAGUAUGUUCCACGGGCCAUCCUGGUGGACCUUGAGCCCGGCACCAUGGAUUCGGUGCGAUCCGGCGCCUUUGGCCAGAUCUUCCGACCGGACAACUUUGUCUUUGGACAGUCGGGUGCUGGUAACAACUGGGCCAAGGGUCAUUAUACAGAGGGAGCCGAACUGGUGGACUCUGUUCUGGAUGUGGUGCGAAAGGAGUCGGAGGGAUGCGAUUGCCUGCAGGGUUUCCAGCUGACCCACUCGCUGGGUGGCGGUACCGGCUCCGGAAUGGGAACCCUGCUGAUUUCCAAGAUUCGCGAGGAGUACCCCGACCGCAUCAUGAACACCUUCUCGGUGGUGCCCUCGCCCAAGGUGUCGGAUACCGUGGUGGAGCCCUACAACGCCACCUUGAGUGUGCACCAGCUGGUGGAGAACACGGAUGAGACCUACUGCAUCGACAACGAAGCAUUGUAUGACAUCUGCUUCCGUACUCUGAAGUUGACCACUCCCACCUAUGGUGACCUGAACCAUCUGGUUUCGGCCACCAUGUCUGGGGUUACGACCUGCCUGCGAUUCCCCGGCCAGCUGAACGCCGAUCUGCGCAAGCUGGCGGUGAACAUGGUGCCCUUCCCCCGGCUGCACUUCUUCAUGCCUGGGUUCGCUCCACUUACCUCCCGUGGAUCCCAGCAGUAUCGGGCUUUGACUGUUCCAGAGCUGACCCAGCAGAUGUUCGAUGCCAAGAACAUGAUGGCUGCCUGUGAUCCGCGUCAUGGUCGCUACCUAACCGUCGCCGCCAUUUUCCGUGGGCGCAUGUCCAUGAAGGAGGUGGACGAGCAGAUGCUGAAUAUCCAGAACAAGAACAGCAGCUUCUUCGUGGAGUGGAUCCCGAACAAUUGCAAGACGGCGGUGUGCGAUAUUCCGCCUCGGGGUCUAAAGAUGUCGGCCACCUUCAUUGGCAACUCGACGGCCAUUCAGGAGCUCUUCAAGCGCGUCUCGGAGCAGUUCACGGCCAUGUUCAGGAGGAAGGCCUUCUUGCAUUGGUACACCGGCGAGGGAAUGGACGAGAUGGAGUUCACGGAGGCUGAGAGCAACAUGAACGAUCUGGUCUCCGAGUACCAGCAGUACCAGGAGGCCACUGCCGACGAGGAGGGCGAAUUCGAUGAGGACGAAGAGGGUGGCGGCGAUGAAUAAGGAGUUCGUUUCACUACACUAUCUACACAAGGACUCAAACCAACAUAUAACACCAAAAGCUGGCUGACGACCACUAAUAAUGGAACACAUUUCACUGUUUUGCGGCUGGCACCAUUCUCAUUUAAAGCUUUGUCGAUUGUACAUAUUUCCUAUUGGGAUUUUUUCGAGAUUUUACCCAUUAACACUUGCUAACCACACACACAGGCUUUCCCCUUUCUUAAACUCUUGUUGCAAUUGCUGUGUAUUCUAGGUUUACAAAUAAACAUUUUGUUAACUCAUUUA
Molecule: messenger RNA, 1833 nt
Organism: Drosophila suzukii
Lineage: Eukaryota; Metazoa; Arthropoda; Insecta; Diptera; Drosophilidae
Gene: betaTub85D
Product: beta-Tubulin at 85D
Biological process (GO): microtubule cytoskeleton organization; mitotic cell cycle
Cellular component (GO): microtubule; cytoplasm
Molecular function (GO): GTPase activity; GTP binding; structural constituent of cytoskeleton
Source: RefSeq, a predicted model, not a curated record